This is a messenger RNA of Venustampulla echinocandica, 732 nucleotides long. RefSeq lists its product as uncharacterized. NCBI's taxonomy places the organism in Eukaryota, Fungi, Ascomycota, Leotiomycetes, Helotiales, Pleuroascaceae. The transcript has a single exon. The coding region runs from base 1 to 732 and encodes 243 amino acids. The record is from RefSeq and is a predicted model, not a curated record.
AUGGAGGAUAUUCAGCCCGGCAAAAAUACCGUCCAAGCCCCAACUCCAGCCGAGAACGGCUAUGAACUCUAUCAAAUAGCACCAGCCAUCAAACCCUCUCCAUCAUUAAUUCUCAACAGCUUGAACAUACCUUAUUUCUGGGGCGAAGGCUACGACCCUAGAAUUUCACCCACCUUCUCCCUCCAUUCGGGAUACACCGAAGCACGCCACCUUAUUGGGGACGGCAGCUUAGAAUCUCUGGAAUCACUCACCACCACCGCCCUCCAAUACAUCAACCGCGUAUUCAACGAUAUCUCCUCAUCCUCCGAAGCCACCACAUUCAUUUCCCCCUCUCUCUCCCCCUCUCUCCUAAAAUGGAAAGAGACUCAGCACGCGCUUGGCAACAUCCUUCCCUCUAAAGGGGACGGCAUAAAACGAGCCUCGCCCUCAGCCUUGAGAAUCCUCAACGUAGAAUCCUGGCCUGAGCCUCUUCUGACAAAUGGGUCCUUAUUCGGUUGCGGAAUGGCGAAUAUGCUAAUCGGAGCCUAUGAUUCUCGGGUUCUGUUUUCGAAUUACUGCGUCGAUAUGAUAUUUUAUUACGAACACGGAUACCAAAAAGUCUUCCCCUUAUUCGAAGAUCUCGUCAAAAAUGAAUUGGCCAAUCCACAUGCUAUAGCUUCUCCUGCUGGCUACGAACGAAGAAAGGCGGCGGAGAUAGGAAUGCGAUAUAUCAAACGCAAGAUUGAGCUAUAA